AAGAAUAUCGAAAGAGGCGCGGUCUUUUCUCAAUAAUUUUUAAAUAAGAAAUUUCUCCAUAUUCCCGCGAAGUAUGCAAAUGCAUUGAUUCCCAUGGACCCCUCUUCGCUGUAUCGCACUAAUUAACUACGUUUCAAAUGAUCAACUACACGUCUAGUAGUAGUACAAGUACUUGUUGUCAGGGUGGUGCUAUCGUCUUGCGACAUCGUGCGUGACAUAUCCUGUAGACUGUAAUGAUAAUGUUGCACCGAAUUCGAGUGUACAACCCGAGCCCGGUGGCAGCCAAGUGUAUGACAGGAACACCGGGCAAAAUUGCCCUUGGCCGUGAUGACGGCUCUAUCGAAGUCUGGUCGACCAGGAACUCACUUUUUUGCAUAGCUCAAUUUGACUCGCCCUUCAAGUGUGUGGAAGCGCUGGCAUUCGCUAAGAGCGUUCAUGAGGAGAAACAGCUGACGUUAUUCUCAACGGGAAUCGAUGGAAGAAUAAUCAGGUAUAAUGGACAAGGAAAGGUAGAGGAAGCCUUAAUGAUUUCCGGAUCUCCCAUCUGGUGCCUGGCUACAUCUCCCUCUGGUAAACGGCUUGCUGCUGGAUCAGAGGAUGGGUACGUCCACAUCAUUGACACAACUCAACACGUAAUGGUGUCUACAAGAAGGCUUCAACAAAAGAUAGUCGGCCGCAUUCUAUCGUGUCAUUGGUUUCCUUGCGAGGAAAAACUUGUGACUGGAUCUCUAGACUCGCUGAAAAUUUGGGACGUCGAAAAGGAGCGCGCUAUCGAGAAUAUGACAUUAUCACGGGUCAACCGCAAGGAUCCGUCGCUUGUCUUCAGUGUUGUCGUUGUUGAAGAGGGACGCACUAUUGUUUCAGGCGAUUCUUGCGGACGGAUCAUCUUUUGGGACUCGCACACAGGCAGCCAGAUCCAGAAUUUCAAACUGCAUGCGUCUGAUGUAUUGACUAUGCACGCAUUUGAUGAUGAGGUUUUCGCAGCGGGGGUCGAUCCCGUCAUUUUUCGACUGUACCGCAGUGAAAACCGCUGGCUACACGAAAAGAUCAUCCAAUCCCAUACACAUGACAUCCGUGCCCUGUGGCUUCAGGAUGAUCGCCUUUUUUCGGUCGGCGUUGACGCUCAACUUGGUGUUAUUCAUCUGUCAUCGCCCAACAAACACUUCCAGCGAAUCCUUCCGCCAAGUUUUUCCCGUAAUGUAGAGUGUGACGAUAAUCUGCUACUGUUCAACUACGGUACCCAUGUUGAGCUGUGGACAACACAACCUGGAGAAAAACUCAAACUGCUUGUAAAGCUCAAGGCAUCCAUAAGUUCGCCAUUUCGCGUGGUGCACAUUUGCAGGACCUCAUUUGCGGUAGCAAGCGCCACAAAAGUGAUGAUCUACAAGCUAUCACUAUCCCGUGACAACCGUCUGGAGGGCUGCGAGAAGAUCUAUUCGAACGAGCUACCAGAUGAUGUCGCCGUUCGGAGUCUCCUGCUUAGUUCAUCGGGCAGGAGGCUCUUUAUCGCUUUGCAGGACGGUCGCCUGAUUUUAGCCAACGUUGCUGAAGAGACAAUUGACACUAGAGCGCGUCUAACGGGAGCAUCUGUGACGUGCUGCGCUGCAGGGCCGCAGUUCGUCGCUUUUGGCGAUUCGCUUGGAAACGUCACACUCUAUGAUCACGAUCUAAAGCUCAAAUGCAGUUUACCGAAACACUCGACCGCUGUCCCACUUGCAAUGCAUUUCGAAAAUGAUCGAUUGUACGUUGGUUAUGACGAUCUAAUUUUCUAUGAGUUCUGUACAAGAGCAGAAAAAUACGCGGCCUGGAGUGAGAACUGUCUCAAGGAUCAAAACUUCGAAGCGCGAGUCACCCAGAUCCGUAAAGGCAUGCUGAGCUCCGACGGGCUUCGCGACAUUGUAUUAACUCCAUCAAGCGACGUCUUGCUAGGAUUCGAGGCAAAGGUGUGCCUAGCUAAGAAGGCGCUUCUGCCUACUGAUUGUAAACAAGGCGUCGCCGUUAGUCCGGAUUUUUCUAACGCGGUUAGGCUUUGGCGCCAUUAUGAUGACGUAGCCGUCUGCGAAAUUAGCGGAAAUCAGCUCGCAUUGAAUUUACCACCAAUUCUUAAAAAGAAACGAUUUGUUUAAGUAUCCGAAUCAUUUGGACUCCGUGGUAUGGUGCCUGUCAGUUCUGUACAUAUUUUUUCUGUGGGAUAAAUCUAGAAUAUUUGAGCGUUAUAUAUUUGCUUUGGGUUAUGAGAAUGUCACAGGAUUAUCAGGAUCGCUGUGUGAUGCGAGUUUAAAUAAUCAACCCUCAGCCGUUAAGCGUAAACAACGAUAUGAGAAUUCAAUUAAUUUCUCAUUGUGCUAACCAUGUCAUACGUUGUCGAUAACGGAAAUAUGUGCGGUGCAACGGCGAAGAAGGGGGUUAGUGUAAGAUAAAAUUUCACGUUGUAGGUACAUACAGUGUCACGCUAUUGGUCUAUAGGUAGGUUUAUCAAAUAAAGUUAAUAAUUGUUGGUUAGAACCGGUA
Varroa destructor (honeybee mite) is the source of this 2511-nucleotide messenger RNA. RefSeq names its product UTP4 small subunit processome component l(3)72Dn (gene l(3)72Dn). Gene Ontology annotation, biological process: maturation of SSU-rRNA from tricistronic rRNA transcript (SSU-rRNA, 5.8S rRNA, LSU-rRNA). Gene Ontology annotation, molecular function: protein binding; RNA binding. Gene Ontology annotation, cellular component: small-subunit processome; t-UTP complex; 90S preribosome. Lineage: Eukaryota; Metazoa; Arthropoda; Arachnida; Mesostigmata; Varroidae. The record is from RefSeq and is a predicted model, not a curated record.